Molecule: messenger RNA, 1414 nt
Organism: Manihot esculenta (cassava)
Lineage: Eukaryota; Viridiplantae; Streptophyta; Magnoliopsida; Malpighiales; Euphorbiaceae
Product: E3 ubiquitin-protein ligase RMA1H1
Exons: 3
Coding region: 490-1290 (266 amino acids)
Biological process (GO): ubiquitin-dependent protein catabolic process
Cellular component (GO): endoplasmic reticulum
Molecular function (GO): ubiquitin-like protein conjugating enzyme binding; ubiquitin protein ligase activity; metal ion binding
Source: RefSeq, a predicted model, not a curated record
CUUUACUGGCUGGAUUAAUCUUUUGUUUCUUUGUUUUUGUCUAUGAUUGUGUGUGCUGAUGUGAGGAGAAACUGUGGAUCCUGUGUGUUUGAUAGCGUUUUGUCAUCUCUCACUGUGUUUGAAAAGCCCUUUUUAUUGUAUUCCGUUUCAAGGGUAGUAAAGGCUAAUGGCAGAAUUUAGGUCUAAAUUUUAUUUCUUGUUUUGGUUGUUUCUCUGUGGGGAAAAAAUGAGGAAAGGAGAAGAAAGAUUGUAGAGCUCUUGUCGCUCGAGAAAUUUAGGAAUCAUUGGAAGUAGUUUGGAGGGGAAAAAAAAUUCCAUUUCUUUAUUUAUUGUAUGCAAACGUUCUAAUCUCAAUGUGGAGUUUCCACUCGCAGAGAACCGAAACUAAUCAGGUUUAAUUGGUGUAAAAAUGGUCUUUUGAAGGUUUGGCAAUUGCAAGAGUUGAGGUGGUAGGAAAGGGGAUAAUUCUCUAUUUUGUUAUUUCCCUCAAUGGACGCUUUUUGGUUCUUAAUUAAAAGUCAAAGGAGUCGUGCAUACGUACAAACAAGCUUCAAAAGCAGAUCUAUGGAGUUGGAGCAAUACUUUGCCCAGGAAUGGAAAUCAGUUGCAAGUGCAGCAACCGGCUCAGAAAGUAUAGGUGGUUGCUUUGAUUGCAAUAUUUGCUUCGACUUUGCGCAGGAGCCAGUAGUAACCCUUUGUGGCCACCUCUACUGCUGGCCCUGCAUCUACAAAUGGCUUCAUGUCCAGAGUGCCUCUCUUGCUUCUGAUGAGCAUCCACAAUGUCCAGUCUGCAAGGCUGAUAUAUCUCACACCACCAUGGUCCCCCUUUACGGCCGGGGCCAAAGCUUGGCCGAAGCUGACCUUGAGGGGAAGGCACCCUGUAGGGGCAUGGUCAUACCUCCUAGGCCAUCAGCUUAUGGUGCUCAAGCUCUGGUUUCCAGUACACCUCAGAAUGGUCAGCAGCUUCCGUACCGAAAUCCGUAUCAAAAUCAUAACUUCAAUCCUGAUCCAUACAGCAGUUUUGAAGAGGCUUCUUCAUCACCUCUACUUAAUCUUGGAGGUAGUCCAGUGACAGGUGUUCACCACCCAUUUGUUGGGAUGUUUGGUGAGCUGGUUUACGCAAGGGUUUUUGGAAACUCAGAGAGCUUGUACACUUAUCCAAAUUCAUAUCACCUAAUGGGAAGUGCCAGCCCCAGGUUGAGAAGGCAGGAGAUGCAGGCGGACAAAUCAUUGAACAGAAUCUCAAUUUUCCUCUUCUGCUGCUUUCUUUUAUGCCUUAUCGUAUUCUGAAAAUAGAUCAAGGCCAUUAGCCAUUGUUGGGUUUGUAUACUUGUGUAAAAAGCAACGGAUGUAAGGUUAUGAAACAUCAGUAGAAUGAGAUUAAUAUAUUUAUAUAUGCAAGUUUAUUUGGAAA